Molecule: messenger RNA, 488 nt
Organism: Guillardia theta CCMP2712
Lineage: Eukaryota; Cryptophyceae; Pyrenomonadales; Geminigeraceae
Exons: 1
Source: RefSeq, a predicted model, not a curated record
AUGUAUCGAUCGAACGCAGCUGCAAGCGGCUCGGCGAGUAUCUCUGUAGGCGGGGCAGGCUACGGCUUCACGGCCUACUCGCUGCAAGGUCGGUCGGGCUUGAGCGCCUGUGAGGCCUCGACUUGGCUGUCUGAUACGGCAUUGAGCUGCCUCGAGUCCUCGGGACCCGGCGGCAGCCAGCGGGUAUCGGUAACCGUAGACGAAAGAGUCAGCAGCGUCACAGACGCGUACAGCGCAGACAGGACCAGAGUGAGCUCUGUCCUGCGGUCAAACGUGCCGUCGACCGGAUCCCUGUCGGUCACAUUGGUAGGAGCCGGCGCAGGGCUGGCGGGCUACUCUCCGAUAGCAAGAGCGGCGCCCACGGCUAGCGAGGUCACAGCAUGGCUGUCGGACACGAGCUUACGGAGUAUGGCUGUGGAGAGCGUGGGAGGGUCUAGGACGCUCCUGAUCACUGCCAGCCUGCAAGCAGGCUCGGCCACGGCAGCCUU